Molecule: messenger RNA, 1509 nt
Organism: Penicillium samsonianum
Lineage: Eukaryota; Fungi; Ascomycota; Eurotiomycetes; Eurotiales; Aspergillaceae
Product: Cytochrome P450 E-class group I
Exons: 4
Coding region: 1-1509 (502 amino acids)
Molecular function (GO): monooxygenase activity; iron ion binding; heme binding
Source: RefSeq, a predicted model, not a curated record
AUGCUCGACGUCUCACUGGUAGCAUUCGAGGUGCUGGGGCCGGUCCAAACAACCAGUCUGGUAACCGGUCUCGCGCUUACAGGAUGUAUAUCGUACAUGUUAUAUUUCCACCCCCUUUCGCAAUACCCAGGGCCAAAGAUAGCUUCUUUGACGAGUCUCUGGAGGGCAUAUUAUGUUUACAAGCUAGUUCUCCACGAGAAGCUAGUCGAGCUACACCAGCAGUAUGGGCCCGUCGUCCGAAUCGGUCCUAACCAUCUCCAUUUUUGGGACGGUGAAGCUAUCGCCCCGAUCUACAAAGGGGGCAGGAAGAUGGGAAAGACAGAGUUUUAUGAUGCCUUCACUGCAUUUAACCCCAAUCUCUUUGGGGGCAGGGAUGAAGAUAUCCAUUCCCUUCGUCGACGACAACUAGCCCACGGAUUCUCACAAACAUCAGUCGAAAACUUCGAGCCCCUCAUCAAUAGCCAGAUAGAGAUCUUGCUCAGCAAACUCAACGAGUUGGCAAAAACCGAAGAGGUCUUUGACCUGAAGUCUACCAUCUCGUGCUUUGUUCUUGAUAUCCUAGGCGAAGUCGCAUUCAGCCGGCCUUUCAAUGCCCAACUCAGAGGAGAAGCAAAUGAAAUACACGCAAUAAACGACCACAUCCUCCUAUCAUGCGUAAUUGGUGAACUUCCCCUCCAAGCACUGUCAAAACUUUUAGCUCGAUGGUCGCCUGUUCCGUGGAUGCGAAAACUGGGGAAGAGCAGAAAUAACCUCAAGGCAACGUGCUCCGAGUGCGUUAGCAACAAAAUCAACAAUGCAUCCGACCGUCGGGAUCUACUCCAAAGCCUUGUGACUGCGAAAGACGUUGAAACCGGCGCCAGUCUCACUGAGCAAGAAAUUAAUUCAGAGGCGUUUGCUAUGCUGGUAGCAGGCUCUCAUUCGACCUCUGGUACACUGACACUCCUCUUUUGGCACCUCAUUCAUAACCCAGAGGUAUAUGCUGCCGUCGCCACUGAGGUAGCCCGUAUUCUUCAGCCACUAGAAGAUGGAGACAUUUCUUAUCCCAUCAGGGGACUGGAGGCUUCUUUGCCAUACACCAUGGCAUGCGUGAGGGAGAACUUUCGCCUGAACCCAGUGUUUACCAUGCCGCUAUGGCGAAGUGUCGGGUCACCAGGCGGUGCGAGAAUUGGCGAAUUUGACGUGCCAUAUGGUACCAAUGUCUGCAUCUCGAAUUAUGUCCUCCAUCACAAUCCAGAGAUCUGGGGCGAAGAUCAUGCGGUAUUUCGUCCAGAUAGAUGGCUGGCAAAAGACGAGCCCAACCGGAGUCGGUUCCUCAUCCCAUUUAGUAUUGGACACCGCAUGUGCAUCGGUCGAAAUCUCGCCAUGACCAAUAUAUUGAAGACGCUUACUACCUUGAUCAGUAAGUUCGAGUUUCAUCCCAUCUCUCGGGAUGACCAUGUCCGGGUCCGCAGCUCGGGGAUUGGGGAGAUGGAGGGAUCCUUUCGAUGUAAAGUUUCCGUGAAACGCUGA